This is a messenger RNA of Pantherophis guttatus, 2233 nucleotides long. It is a transcript of the gene HPS4, whose product is annotated as HPS4 biogenesis of lysosomal organelles complex 3 subunit 2. The record is from RefSeq and is a predicted model, not a curated record. Gene Ontology annotation, biological process: melanosome assembly; vesicle-mediated transport; protein targeting. Gene Ontology annotation, cellular component: cytoplasmic vesicle; BLOC-3 complex; lysosomal membrane. Gene Ontology annotation, molecular function: guanyl-nucleotide exchange factor activity; small GTPase binding. NCBI's taxonomy places the organism in Eukaryota, Metazoa, Chordata, Lepidosauria, Squamata, Colubridae.
CGUGACUUCCUGGCGGAAGUGGGUGGCUUCUCCGGGUCCGGCUGUCGAGGGCGCCUCUGAGCAUGGGCAGAGAGCCUCGCGGGGGGCAGGGGCUCCGGUCCCCCCCGUCGGUCCCCCGCUCUUCCCGCCUGUAGGUCCCGCUGCGGAGAACCCAGAAUGGCCGCCGCCCCCGCCUGGUGGCGCUGCUUCUUCCUCUACGACGCCUCGAAGGUGCGGGGCGAAGGCGACCCCACCCACGCCGGGAUCUGCUGCUUCUACCCGCGCCAGGCCCCGCGCGACGAGCAGGAGCUGCUGUGCGGGCAGAUCGCGGGCGUGGCCCGCUGCGCCCUGGAGAUUUCCGGCUGCCCGCCGGGCCUCAUCCGGCUGCGGAAGCUGAAGUUCGCGCUGGAAGCGCAGGGCAGCUACCUGUGGGUCCUGGGCUGCACCGCCGACCUCUCGGACCUCAGCUGCAGGCGGCUCCUGGAGCGGCUGGUCGGCCUCUUCCGCUUCUACAACGGGCCGGCUUCCAGGGCCUACGCGGAGCGCUCACAGGAGGACCUUGACCGGGAGUGGGAACUCUACGUGGGCCACCUGCAGCAAAACUCCAGCGACCUCCACCGGGUGUUUAAUUCCCUCUGGGCCUUGGACAAAACCAAGGUGGACCCUUUGCUCUUGUUGAAAGCUGCCCUCAUCCUGCAGAGCUGCCAGCGUUCUCACCACGUGCUGGCGGGCUGCAUCCUCUAUCGGGGCCGGGUGGUUAGUACACAGCUGCCACCUGAGCUCACUGCCAGAGUUUUGCUGCAGAAGGGAUCAGAGGAUGGAAGUAGUGGGCCGGAAAAGGGGGCGGCGCAGCUCAAAGAGGGCAGUUCCCUGACCUCUUUUGCGCUGACAACUUUACCACCAGGGGUCUGCAUCACACCUGUUUACCUCUUGGAGGACGAAGCAGCUGCCCUGCGGGAACUGCCUGUAGAGUGGAUGACCAGGGCUGACCUGGCCAGCAGCAAAGGGAGUGAGGCUCCCGCAGGAGGGGCAGAUGGAGCCCCCUUGGUGAGGAUGGCCUUGUACGUUCACCACAUUCGGGGCUUGGUGCUGGCCCUCGUGGCUGAAGAGCCCUUGGUGAGCUCCGCAGACUUCAUGGAGGACGUGUACCACAGCAGCCUGGCUUCUCUGAACGGUCUGGAGGUCCACCUGGCAGAGACCCUUCCCAAGGGCCCCCUCCCCUCGGCCAGGAGCACCUAUAACUUUGCUCACCAUGACGCCAUCCAGAACAUCCUCACCACAUCACUGAUGGCGCGACUUGUCCCUUCAGCCAACGUCCUGCAGGCCACGAGCCCCGAGGACCAGCGCUUCCUGCAAGCCACCGGCCUGAUCCACACCACCUUUGAGCAGCUACCCGCCACCUCUGAAUUGACGCUCAGAAAUGCCAGCACGGCCGUCUAUGGCUGCCGGAAUGCCGUCCAGGAGAGCUACUUUCAGCAGAGGGGUUCGCCACCCUACAACUCAGGGGUGCCCAACCCCCGGGACAGCAUGGUUAGUCUGCCCGGAAAGGCCAGGCUGAAGCUCCUCAAGCACGGGGUGAACUUGCUCUGAGGUGGCCUCCACGCCUAUCCAGGACUGCCUCAGCUCUGGCACAGAAGCCCUGGAAGCCUUCCCACUGCGCUUGGCCCACCGACUCCUUGCCACGUCUUCCCAAGGUGGGCCUGCUGGUGGGCCUGCCUGAAGGAGCCGAGGCCUUAGUCAAACAGAGCAGCACUCGGGUCCUGCCCUUGGGUGGUUCCCCACUUUGGGUGGGGGGGGGGCGCUCUGCUGGGACUCUCUCCGCCCCUCCACCCUCCCCAGUGCCUACGAGUGCAGCGCCCCCCCCCCGCACUUUGGAAAGCGACUUGGCUCCAGGCCAGACCGUGACUGAGGAGUGGGCAGCGGCAGCAGUUUUGGGGACCUUGCUCUCUGGGAGGUGCUUUCUGAAUGGCAGAGGGUGGCACUGAGGGGAGCCUUCCUCUGCCCUGCUCUCACCCGUGUUGCUGCUGGCACUCCUCCAGGCUUUCCUAUUUUGGGGGUGGGGGGGUGGGGGAGCGCGUGCUCUUUGCUAAGGAAUUCCAGCCCCUUCCCCUGCCUUGAGAUGGACUGAUGCCCAUUGCCACUCCCUGCUGUCCUGGAUUCUCUGAAAUCUUUGCUCUGUAGGAAAGCAGCAUGGGGGGUGUGGGGGGGUGGCCUUGAAUAAAGGUCUGGGGGAGAAUAAAGCUGCCGUCUUCUG